Messenger RNA from Acanthaster planci (crown-of-thorns starfish), 4431 nucleotides. Its product is annotated as carbonic anhydrase 2-like. The record is from RefSeq and is a predicted model, not a curated record. Lineage: Eukaryota; Metazoa; Echinodermata; Asteroidea; Valvatida; Acanthasteridae. Gene Ontology annotation, molecular function: carbonate dehydratase activity; zinc ion binding. Gene Ontology annotation, cellular component: plasma membrane.
ACAAGCCUAUAGCGGCGAUAAACGAUCUGCGGACAGCAUGUAGCGUUGAAGACUUGCCUCACCAAUUACAGUGUUUUACCUCACCAAACGAAAUCGCUCAUACAUGACUGAGCAAACGGUGAGAAAAAAAUAGUCAUACUCUGUUGUUUUUUUUAUUUCAAAAGAAGUUUCGUAACGUGUCCCUGGCCGUUGGCACUAUCCGGCUUUAGUGAGAGAUCGAGUCGAGAAGCGAAUGUGCAGUGAGUGUGCCUCGUCAAUGAGAGAUUAAUUCACAAUUGCCUUCAAUACAAUUACAAGCAGCAGUUUGUGUGUAGAGUCCUGGUAUAAAAAUGGAAGAUAAACGGACUUCUUGUACUUACCUCUGCAUUCUCCUUGCAUCAGUUCUCUUCGAUUCGGAAGCCGCUAGUUGGGGUUACCUAGAUGAUGAAAAAGGGCCCAAUAAUUGGACAGCAAUUUAUGGUGAGUGCGGUGGUAUAAAACAGUCUCCUAUUGACAUUGUAACUGCCAGUGCUGAGGCCAAUGACUUGGGCGACUUCACCUUGGUUGGCUUUGAAGCAGAUGACGUACCAGUCAAUGCAGCAAUGAUCGUGUCGAACAAUGGCCAUGUAGUUGAAGUGGCCAUGACGGGAGAUUAUCUCGUAAGCGGAGCUGGACUGGGGCCAACAGCCUACAAAGCUGUGCAGUUUCACUUCCAUUGGGGCAGUGUGAACUCUCGAGGCUCAGAGCACACCGUAGAUGGGAAGGCCUAUGCGGCGGAGUUGCAUAUCGUUUGUUACAAUACAAAAUAUGAGGAUUUCUUCACUGCUUUGAACAGUUCAGAUGGUCUGACGGUCCUGGGAUUCUUCUUAGAUGUUCAUGGAGAGGACAACCCAGCUCUUGCAUCACUAUUUGAUGCCAUCUCAUCUAUGAUCCAGUUUAAGGAUGAGAUGGUUCCCUUCUCGUCACCCAUCGUCUUCAAGAGCUUCCUCCCAAGUGACCUGUCAACGUUCUACCGCUACAUUGGUUCCCUGACCUCGCCCCCCUGUUACGAGAUCGUCACCUGGAAUGUCUUCGCCUCGCCCAUUAUGGUAUCCGAAGCACAGCUAAUGGCAUUGCGUGGACAGUAUGCCAACAAACCUGAUGCAUCGGUCAACAUCACCCUGAGAGACACCUUUCGUCCUGUCCAGUCUGUCAGUAAUCGCACCGUCUAUGUUAACACGAAAGUGAGCGCAUCCACCGAAACCAUGAACCCUACUUCCUCUGUACCAGGCUUGGUGGCAACCAUGAACGCUACUUCCUCUGCACCAGGCCUGUUUGCAACCAUGAACCCUACUUCGUCUGCACCAGGCUUGUUUGCGUUCUGGCUUGUCGCCAUGGUUAUUGCUAAGGUGAUGGUUUCGGCAAUGGAAUAAUUCGCCAAGUCUGAUUCAGUCUUUUUCUGCAUUUAUACCUUUACACAUGACUGAACCUUAGAUCUUAGCGUGGCAGGUGUUGAUUACUUGUUUUGCAUCAUUUAGAAUUUUAGGAAUAAAUAUUAUUCAUAAACAUCUAAGACAAUUUAGCCAUUCCUAUUGGUCGAGAGUAUGUCACUUGGCUGCUCUUAAAUUUAAAUAAUGAGCCAGUUCAGUUUUUCAAAACAGCAAAGUCAUUCAGGAACAAAGCGAGUUUGUGUAGAGCCGUGCAGAUAGGCGGACCUCACGCGCAUGUGAAAGACCUCGGACGCGCUUCAUUUUGGGCAUGCGCUGUUGGAGUACCAGGGUAACUCAUUGCAGAUAAAGCACCGAUUGGCUGUGUCCAUGAAGAGUGCACAAAGUGAGUGCCAGUCUCCAAAUAAGGAAACUGCUUAGGACUUUUUUAUGAGAAGAACAUUCCGUAAAACCCAGAGGGGUUUUCAAAAAAAGUGAAGUGAAAUUCUUGAACAAAAUCAUUGGAAAUUUAUAAUGUUUAAAACUUGUUGUGACUUUACGACUUAAAAGGUGGUAUUUGGGAAUAGAAUUCAAUAAUGUACUUUCCUAGUUAUUUGAGAAUGAAUAUAAUUCAAUAUUGUACUUACCCAGUUAUUUGAGGCUGGCCCUGGAGAAUGGACAUUAAAUUCCCUCGCCUUCGGUUUGGGCAUUUUCAGCAUCAAUAUUUUAUGAUCUGGUAAAUAAGUGAUAUUUAAGACAAGCCAAACUCAGAGCCACGACGCGACGCUGCGACAGCUCUGUCGCGUCCUGCUGUUGCGUCGUGGCGUCGCCUCCUUUUUCAUUAAUUUUAUACUGCGUAUAAUGUAUUACGUUGUGCCGUCGUGGUGUCGCGUCGUACCGUUGCGUUGUGCCGUCGACCUCAUGCGUCGUUGCCUUCAGCCGUCGCGUCGUGUAGUCUCAUCGUGCCGUUGCGUCGUGCCGUCGCAAUGUGCUCUCGACGUCGCCUCAUACUGGUAGAAAUAGGAGGCGCCCUUAGAGACAGAGUCAAGUGCAAUUUUCAUUUUUCAUGAUCAAAUCUUGUAGGCCCUAUUGGUGCAUUCCAUCUAAUCGUUGUAUUCCUGGGCGAGAGCUCAUUAAUAUUUUAUGAUCCCACGGGGAUUUUACAAUAACACAUGCCAUAAUCAUGAGGGAACAUAGAAAUAUUUCUAUAAAUCACGAAUUUGGGACUAAUCGUUUCCACUUCGGGGUAUUUCUUUAACAAAAAGCCCCAAAUUGUGGACCUAUUUUGGAGAGAGGCGGGCGGCUACAUUCAGAGCUGAGUACACAGUUUUACUACUCUUUGGGGGUAUCUUGGGGAAAAGGUGAAUAAAAAAAGUUCACGUGGCUAACCCCCAUAAAAUUGAAAUGAUCUUCUGGCCAUAGUCUUGAAUUUCCAAAUUAAUCAUUUAAUUUUUAAAACCACUUUGGCCGAUAAAUAAUAUUUCAGACGGUCCCAAGCAUUAUAGCACAAGGCGUGCAGAAACCUUCUGAAUGUGCGACUCACAUGUCAAAAGCUGCUCCGUCUUCCAAACUUGAUUUUACCAUUGAUCUCUGGCAAUUCUCUUCUGCGCACACUUCAACCAUUAUUCUUUCCAUAUUUAUCCAUUCCGGGGGCAGAAUCCCGUUUUUUUCUUCGAAAUCUGACGAUUGAAGUACAAUAGCCUCAACCAGCAGUUUUGAAAUCUCCGUUUGGAAGUGCAUGUAACUAAAUUCGCAACGCUGGUUAUUUACCCUCCUGAAAAUAUGCACACGCGGGACGCGUUUAUGGACGCGAUGUCCUAUCCAGUCUUUUUAUUGGAGAUCAGUAAGUAUAACCCUACAUGCACGCAAAUAAUUUUUUCCCAGGACUUGUGACAUACGCCCUCAGUAAUCACCAGGCAUUUUUAGAAAUAGUCAGGCACGAAACGACGGACGACGACACUAUAAUUUCGACGCGACGACAGGACAUCAGGACGCGACAGCACGACGGCAGGACGUGACGGCCUAACCCACACUGCAUAAAAACCAUACAAUGACAGGCGACGCGACGCUACGACGGCACGACGGGACGGUACGAUGCGACAUCAUCAAGAAACAACACCACGCGACGCCAAGACGGCACGACAAAAUGUAUUCAACACAGCAUAAAAGUAACGAGAAAAGAGGUGACGCCACGACGCGACGGGACGACGUGACGGAGCUGUCAUAGCGUCGCGUCGUGGUGUCGGGGUGACGGGACGACGCGACGCAAUUUUGGCGGCUAUAGAACACCAUAAUUUUGGCGUUGCUCAGAACGCGUCAGGUGGGGGCAAGGAUCGCGGUCAGAGACAUAUUCAGUUCUUCCUUACACCUCGUAUUAUAUGGUUGACGGUAAUCAGCAUCAUAUAUAACUGAUCUCAGAGGUGUGGUUUCGUGACAUCAGCUGUCUGUCUUUUUUUUUACUGACGUGUUUGUUGAGCAUGUCAUGCUUAUCGUAGAUAACUGAUUGAUUAUUUUAUUAUUGACAAGUUUCCUGAUUUAUUCUUUAGUAUUUUAUUACGUGUUUCAUGCUUUAUUAUUUACAAUAAUGUGUAACCAAGACGUAUAACUGCCUGUAAUUCAUAUGCAUGUAAUGCCACCAGUAAAGGUCACUGUCAUUUAGGGUCGAUUUUAGUAAAGAAUAAACAAUAUAAACAGCAGCAAAGUGUUGAUCUGCGGUCUUAGUAUUAAACAUCGGUCCAACCUCUGCAUGUGCUUCUUACCCGUUGAUCUGGCGAAAGAAGUUAACCCAUCCAGUUGUCCGCUAUCGUGGAAGUUACUGCAUUCAUAAGGCUGUUAUACAUGUAUUAUAUUGAAGGAUUUAGGGAGGAUUUUUGUCCAGAUGAGACUCUUGUGCGUCACUUUGAGAAAACUUGUAUCUGUUAUUUGGGAAAAUGGGCAGGAAAAUUGUGGUAAUCGUUUUAAUAGAUAACUUCAAGGUUGAAAACUGUAAAUGGUGGUUAUUUAUCUGUUGCAUCUGGAACAUUAAAAUUCAGUCGUUGCAAAAGGA